This is a messenger RNA of Juglans regia (Persian walnut), 1869 nucleotides long. RefSeq names its product dof zinc finger protein DOF5.6. Gene Ontology annotation, biological process: regulation of DNA-templated transcription. The record is from RefSeq and is a predicted model, not a curated record. The coding region runs from base 334 to 1296 and encodes 320 amino acids. The transcript is spliced from 2 exons. NCBI's taxonomy places the organism in Eukaryota, Viridiplantae, Streptophyta, Magnoliopsida, Fagales, Juglandaceae. Gene Ontology annotation, molecular function: DNA-binding transcription factor activity; DNA binding.
GGGUUAGUGUCGGGACGUGAGGCAGUGGUGGGACCUACCUGUUUCGCCACCGACGGUGUAUAGAUGUAGCUGCAGAGUAGAGCUGCUCUCCUAGACUUGCUUUUUUCUUCUUCUUAUUUACAGCCCCUUCGGCCCCUUCCCAAGUCGCUCAAACAUACAGACAAGACUCUUCGGUUUCUUUCUCAUUCUCCUUCUUCUUAAUCCUCUGUUUCUCCGAGAGACAGACACCUACCCACUUUAUAGUAAUAGAAGUGAAAUAGUGAUAGAGAUGGAGUGCUUCUGAGUACUUGGGUAGAAAGGAACUGCGUUUUUAGCUGUUGGGGUGUCAGUUUAAUGGGUCUUGCUUCAUUGCAAGUUUGCAUGGAUUCGUCUGACUGGUUACAGGGCACGAUUCACGAUGACUCUGGGAUGAAUUCCUCCUCGCCGUCCGAGGACAUGCUCACAUGCUCGAGGCCCUUGAUGGAGAGGCGGCUGAGGCCACAGCACGACCAAGCUCUCAAGUGCCCAAGGUGUGACUCAACCCACACCAAAUUCUGCUACUACAACAACUACAGCCUCUCUCAGCCAAGGUACUUCUGCAAGACCUGCAGGAGGUAUUGGACCAAAGGAGGUACCCUCAGGAACAUUCCUGUGGGUGGUGGCUGCAGAAAGAACAAGAAGGUUUCUGCUAAAAAACCCAAUGAUCAACCCAUGAACCAAAAUCACCCAGGAUCUUCAUCCUCCCACAACCCUACCGAUCUUCAACUUUCUUUCCCUGAGGUGCAACUUUCUCAUCUUACUCAUAUCCUAGGCACGCAUGGGACGCUCGGGAACCCAAAUUUUAUGGACACCAAGUAUCAUGGGAUGCUCGAGAACCCUAGGCCUAUUGACUUUAUGGAGAGUACUAAGAUGGAAAAUGUUGCUGGGAAUUCUAGGAACUACGAUUUUAUGGGGAAUGGUGACUUGGGUAUGGUUGGUGGGCUGGGAGAUUUGAGCAGUGCCCAUGGUUUGGCACCAAAUUUUCAUGGUCUUUGCUCUCCAUAUGGAAUGUCCAUUGAUGGAAACAGUACUACUGGAACUUUCAUGGAGACAUGCCAGAGGUUAAUGCUGCCAUAUGAUGCAAAUGAUCAUCAUCAUCAUCAUCAGGACCAUACUGCAAUAGAUGUGAAGCCAAACACCAAGCUCUUGUCCCUUGAUUGGCAAGACCAAGGUUGUUCUGAUGCUGGAAAGGACUCGUUUGGGUAUCUCAAUGGUCUAGGUUUGUGGACCGGCAUGAUGAAUGGUUACGGAACAUCUUCAUCCAAUCCAUUAGUCUAAAGUAAUCUCAGCAUGCACUACUUCGAUCUCCACAUGAGUCAAAGAUGAUCUACCAACCAUGCAUGCAUGAUGAAUGGUUACGGAACUUCUUGAUCAUCCAGUCCUUUGUCUAAACUAAUCUCAGCAUGCAUUACUUGGAUCUCCACAGUCAAAGAUCUACCAACCAUGCAUGCAUCAUGGGUACUUGGUGUGAUUAGUAACGUAAUUAUCCCCAUUCAAUCUCUUAAGUUUAUCCAACUAUUUGUAUGUAUGCCUGUGAUGGAAAGAUUGUGUUUUUUUUUUUUUUUCGUGUUUCUUAAUUUCUACGAACGUGGUCUUCCAUCUCUAUGGACAUGAGACACGAGUGUGAAUGAGAAAACAUUAUGGUCCAAAAACGACAGCCUGAUUAAUUAGUGUCUCAAUUAUUAUGGGUUUAUGUAAUAUUAUAUAUAUAUUUCUUAUAAUCACCUUGUCAGAACUUGCUGUCUUGUGUGUACGACAUUCAAAUCUCUAGGAUUUUGUUGUAAGACCGAGGAAGAUAUGAUAGUACUUCUGCAUUUUAAAAUUGAAAAAAGUGCUUGAUCUUGCAUAGUC